Molecule: messenger RNA, 741 nt
Organism: Lizanozyma spartinae
Lineage: Eukaryota; Fungi; Ascomycota; Pichiomycetes; Serinales; Debaryomycetaceae
Product: RRP15 family protein
Exons: 1
Coding region: 1-741 (246 amino acids)
Biological process (GO): maturation of LSU-rRNA; maturation of 5.8S rRNA
Cellular component (GO): preribosome, large subunit precursor
Source: RefSeq, a predicted model, not a curated record
AUGACACGUUCCACAAAUAAAGAAAAGAAGGUUAGUUUUGAGGCUUCUGAACAAAAGCAAGUAAGAAUAGAGGAGGAAGAGCAAAUAUCACAAGGGUCCAGUUCUGAAUCAGAACACGAAGGAACAAAUGAUUUAGAAGAAAAUGAUGAAUUUGAUAUAGAUAAAGAAGUAGAGGUGAGCGACGAAGACAGAGAACAAGAAGAAGAUACAUCAUCUUCAGAAGCAGAAGAGGACGAAGAAGCUGAGGAUGAGGAUGAAGAGGAUUCGUUCCCAUUGAAGAAGAAAAGAAAGAAGAACGUUGAUGAUGGUUCAGAAUCAUUCGCUACAGCUUUCAAUGCCAUUUUAGGAUCCAAGUUGAAGGCAUACGAUAGAAAAGACCCUAUUUUGGUAAGAAAUAAGACAACCCUCAAGCAAAUAGAAAAUGAUACCUUAGAGCAAAAGGCUAAACGGGCAAUUUUAGCUGAAAAGAAGCAGAAGAUGGAUAAACAUAGAAUAAGAAACCUCCUUCCCGCUAGUGAUCAGCCGGAGAAUGUAAGAAAAACAAUUGAGUUUGAACGUCAAUUGAAAAAGACUGCUCAAAAGGGUGUUGUUCGAUUAUUUAAUGCUGUUUUGGCCACACAAGUUGGUACAAACCUGCAAAUAUCAAAGGAGAAGGUUGGUUUAAAGAAGAAGGAGGAAUUAAUGACUGAAAUCUCUAAGGAAAAAUUCCUUGAUUUGGUUCAAGCUGCUGGUCAAUCCUAA